Molecule: messenger RNA, 1550 nt
Organism: Lindgomyces ingoldianus
Lineage: Eukaryota; Fungi; Ascomycota; Dothideomycetes; Pleosporales; Lindgomycetaceae
Product: glycoside hydrolase
Exons: 4
Coding region: 1-1242 (413 amino acids)
Biological process (GO): glucan catabolic process
Cellular component (GO): extracellular region; cell surface
Molecular function (GO): glucan exo-1,3-beta-glucosidase activity
Source: RefSeq, a predicted model, not a curated record
AUGCUAGGAAACUUUGGUGGUUUUGUGGUGGGAGCCAUUAGCCUACUGGCCUUGCGCUCCACCGCCGCCCCGUCGGGAGUGAUGUCUUACACUAGGCGAGCACCACUUUUCAACUAUGAUGGUGAGAAUGUGCGCGGUGUGAACCUGGGUGGUUGGUUUGUACUCGAGCCUUGGAUAACGCCUAGCAUGUUUGAGGGCAAUGGCGCAGUCGAUGAAUACACCUUAACCCAAGAGCUGGGUAAGGAUGCUGCCCACAGCAAGCUGUCACAGCACUGGAACUCCUGGAUUACCCAGGACGACUUCAAUCAGAUCGCUGGUGCGGGCCUCAACCACGUGCGCAUUCCGAUUGGGUAUUGGAGCAUCAUUCCAAUUGAUGGUGAACCGUACGUUCAAGGCGCGUAUGACAUGCUUGGUAAGGCGUUGGACUGGGCGGAGGGUGCGGGGCUGAAAGUCAUGAUUGAUCUGCACGGUGCCCCUGGAUCUCAGAACGGUUUUGACAAUUCUGGUCGAUAUGGCUCCAUUCAAUGGACACAAGGCGACAGCGUUCAGCAUACCCUCAAUGUCCUGAACAAGAUCCGUGAUGACCAUGCCUCGCACCCAGCUGUUUCUGCUAUCCAGCUCCUUAACGAGCCCAUGGGCUACUCAUUGAACAUGGACAUCGUUCGCCAGUUUUACAUGGACGGAUGGGGUAACCUGAAAAACUCCAAUGUGGGUAUCGUAUUCCAUGACGCAUUCCAAGGUGUAACAUCAUGGGGUUCUUGGGGAGCGGGCAUGUGGAACCUCAUACUGGAUACCCAUCAUUACGAGAUCUUUGACACGGGGGCCGUAGCGAUGAGUCCCAACGACCACAUCAAGACGGCCUGCAGCUUUGGUAACGACAUGGCCAGUACCGGCAAAUGGACAAUAGCUGGAGAGUGGACUGGUGGUAUUACUGACUGCGCGAAGUGGUUGAAUGGAAAGAACAAGGGGGCCCGCUAUGAUGGGACGUUCGAAGGAUCCAGCAAGGUCGGCGACUGCACUGGCAAGUCGACUGGCACUGCCGCAGCGUUGUCAGGCGAUGACAAGUAUAAUAUUGGUCGCUUUAUUGAGGCACAGCUCGACGCUUUCGAGAAGGCGACGGGAUGGAUCUUCUGGACGUGGAAGACUGAGGGUGCGCCAGAGUGGGAUAUGCAGGACCUUCUCGCCAAUGGACUGUUCCCACAACCAUUGACAUCGAGAAAAUACUCUGGGCAGUGCGGUUGAGCGACACGCUUGGCGACUGUUGGACGUUAUUUGCAUCAACAUUUCCACCUUAUCGAUCGAUCUCCCAUUCUUUUUUUUCAACACUCGAUUUCGUACUCUCAUCACUCAACGUAGCAACCUUCCUGUUCGGUCAUAGCGACGUUUGACGAAUCUCCUUUGGAUAUCCCAAAGUAUUGCGCUCGCUAGAGUAAGGGCGAAAUCCCCAACAAUCUCCUUCUCAUAACGACUUUGAAACAAUUAAGUAGUCAUCAAAAAGUUUACAUGGAUGAAAGUUUGGACGGACCAACUUGGAUAAAUGAAAUGAGCAG